Messenger RNA from Bufo bufo (common toad), 798 nucleotides. Its product is annotated as E3 ubiquitin-protein ligase RNF182-like. Bases 1 to 705 code for a protein of 234 amino acids. The record is from RefSeq and is a predicted model, not a curated record. The transcript has a single exon. Lineage: Eukaryota; Metazoa; Chordata; Amphibia; Anura; Bufonidae.
AUGAGCGCGGAGGAAACGCUGACAGCCGACGAGCUGGAAUGUAAGAUAUGUUACCAGAGAUUCAACACUCACAGUCGUAAGCCCAAGAUCCUAAACUGCCUUCACCGAGUUUGUGCCAGAUGUCUAUCCAAGAUCCUCAAUUUAGGAGGAGGCGCUCCGUGUAUCUGCUGCCCCUUCUGCCGCAAUGAGACUGAACUUCAGGAAGAGGAGGUCGCAGGCCUCCCGGACGACACAAAUAUCUUAUCGAAGUUGGCGGAGAAAACAAUGUGCAAAUCGGACAGCAACGAAGUGGUGCUAACACCCAAAAACCUGGCAUCUUCGAGUCCCUCUCACGGGUCUUCCAAUUGCCUAGUGAUCACAAUUAUGGAAGUACAAAGGGACUCUACCAGGACUCCAAGUCAAAACACCAUCUCGGACUACUAUGCAGAACACAGUCUAGACUCGGCCUCCAUAAGUUCUCAUGGCCAAAUAGACCACGACCUGUUCUCCAAACUGUGUAACCAUGUUCCCCGGAUACUAGUCUGGCUCCUUGGCUUUUUUUACUUUGGUUCCUUACCCCUUGGGAUUUAUCUGCUGGUAAUUCAGAAAGUGACCCUUGGGAUAGUUUGCGUCAGCCUUGUCCCGUCUAGUUUAACCGUGUGUCUGGUCUAUGGCUUCUGCCAGUGCCUGUGCCAAGGAAUGUGUGACUGCUCCUCGAGAAGUUGACAAAGGUUGCAAGCCACCGCCAAGAGAAGUCCUCCCCGUCACCAGUAAAGCAGUAGGCUGAGGUCAUGCAUUGACUUGGUAUGGGUCUCAUGU